Messenger RNA from Mugil cephalus (flathead mullet), 6820 nucleotides. RefSeq names its product HEAT repeat containing 1 (gene heatr1). NCBI's taxonomy places the organism in Eukaryota, Metazoa, Chordata, Actinopteri, Mugiliformes, Mugilidae. Gene Ontology annotation, cellular component: 90S preribosome; small-subunit processome; t-UTP complex. The coding region runs from base 148 to 6687 and encodes 2179 amino acids. Gene Ontology annotation, biological process: positive regulation of transcription by RNA polymerase I; maturation of SSU-rRNA from tricistronic rRNA transcript (SSU-rRNA, 5.8S rRNA, LSU-rRNA). The transcript is spliced from 44 exons. The record is from RefSeq and is a predicted model, not a curated record. Gene Ontology annotation, molecular function: snoRNA binding.
ACUAAAGCGGAAGUAGGCGGGAGGGAACCAUCCCGACAUCAAAGACGAACCCCGACGUGACCCGGAAGUAGAAUCCUCGGGUCACUUCAGCAACAACGUGCACCCAUGUGUUUCAGAGAGCCGCAUUAAAACCGACUAGCAGACAUCAUGACAUCGUUGGCUCACCAGCUGAAGAGACUCGCGCUCCCCCAGAACGACCCCAACCUCCUGACCCGCAGAGAAGUCGCCUCCUUCCUGUUUGACCCCAAAGAUGCUGCGUCCAUGGACAGGAGCACCUUUUACGCCCUGGGCUGCACGGGGCUGGAGGAGCUGCUCGGGAUCGAACCGGCGUUCCUGGAGUUCCAGGACACCUUGUUCAGCCAGGACUCGAUGACUCUGGAACGUGGCGUCCAGUCCGCGGAGGUCAACAAGAAGCUGGACGCCGGCAUCUCGCUCUUCCUCACCCGCCUCUGCCCCUACCUCCUCCUCAAACCUUCCCACAAGUGCAUCGAGUGGCUGGUUCACCGUUUCCACGUCCAGCUGUAUAACCCGGACAGCCUGCUGGCCUGUGCGCUGCCGUAUCACGACACCAACGUGUUCGUCCGAGUCCUGCAGCUCCUGAAGAUCAAAGACGCCACGAGCCGAUGGAACUGGCUGCAGUGUCUGCAGAAACCAGGCGUCCCGCUGUCCAGAGGAACCCUGAUCACUCACUGCUACACAGACCUGGGCUUCAUGGACUUUAUCUGCACCUUAGUGACCAGAUCCAUCGAGGCUUAUUCUGGACACUCAGGAAGUUGCUCUCAGCUCAGAGUGAUCUUCUCCUUCUACGCGUCCACCAUCGUCCCGGCUCUGGACGCCGUGGACAACGUCUCCGACACCAUCAUCUCCAAACUGCUGCCAUACGUCCAGAGGGGUCUCAAGUCGUCCCUGACCGACUACAAAGCCGCCACCUACAUGAUCGUGUGCCAGCUGGCGGUGAAGGUGGUGAUGGAGGCCGGUCUGGUCGACAGCCUCACGGUUCUCAUCAGCAAGUCUCUGGUCAAAGAACCGGUUCUGGCCCAGGAGGGUCUGGGCUGCCUCAUCGUGCUGCUCCAGAACCAGAAGGAGGGCGCUGCAGGACCCAGAGCUGUGGUCCGUCUCUGCUCCAUGCCGGUCCUGGUGUCCACGCUGCAGGCUAUGUCCUUGGUCCACGACGUCAGUCCUCUGCUGCGGUACCUGCUGCCUCACCUCGUCCACAGCGUCUUCACCGGGCCCUCAGGUGAGACCGAAGACGUCUGGACACUGAAAACGUCUUUUUAUAAGAUCAGAGUUCACCUGACGUUCUCAUUCACAGGAGACACGGACGAACUCGGAGCGUUUGAAUCCAUCCUCAAGUCUGUCCCCCUGAACAAAGACCUGGACCGAACCGUGGCUCGGUUGAUGCUAGACGAGUAUCUGAGUCAAACUGAGACGUCUGAUGAAGACAUGUCCGUCCUCGACCAGCGUCUGAUGCCUCUGGUUCGUCUGAUGGAGUCCAGAUACUGUGGAGCUCUGGACGCCGUCCUCUCAGGACACGUCAUCGACAUCAGGGACACGGACCAGAAACGUCUGUUCCACCAGUUCCUGUCUCUGUCCAUGAGCGUUGGGAAGUAUCAGAUUUUGGGCGACUCGGGAACGUCUCUGCUCCUCAGCCUGAAACACCCGCAGCCUUCGGUCCGAGUCUCGGCCGUGGACCAUCUGUUGAGCAACAUCACGUCUGGACAGCAGCAGAGCGUGGACGACGCGUUCCUGAAGGACGCCGUCAUGGACCGAUUGUUGGACGACGUCCCCGAGGUCGUGGCCGCCGCUCUGAGAGUGCUGCAGGCGUUGCUGGACGUCCUGGACCCUGAGGACGUCGUGUCGUCUUUACUGUCUCUGCUGAACAGAGUCAACGCGUCGGAGGCUGAGAACUGGUUGCCCGUGGUGACGGAGGCGAUGCGUUUACUGUCUGACCCCCGGCUGGGAAAAGACGGCGCGCUGGUGCAGAAGACGGGAUGGAGGCUGCUGCCCUUCCUGGUGAUCACGCCGACCCUGCUGGACCUGUCGCGCUGCGUCGCCCGGUCCUCCAUCCUCCAACACCACCCGCUCACCCUGAACUGGGCCCAAGAGCUGGACCAGCUGAUGAAGAGGAGCUCGGACCCAGACUUCGUCGGUGUCGCCAACCAGCGCCUCGUCUCCACGUUGACCAAGAACCUGGCCAACAUGGAGCACUUCUCCAAACGGGACGCUCUGGAGAAGCUGGUUCUCCUGGUGGAGCAGCAUCGCGGCUCCGGCCUCCGAGAGCGCGGCUCCUUCCUGGUUCUGACCCAGACUCUGCUGCUCAGCCUGGGCGAGCUCAGCGAGACCCAGCACCUGCUCACGGCCCAGAGGGUGUUCACGGCCAUGGAGCCCCACCUGGUGGACAUCACGGGGAACUGCAGCGUCCAGGAAGCUGACGGACCCGUCCCAGCCUCCUCCUCCUCCUCCUCCUCCUCCUCCUCCUCCUCCUUCGUUGAAGUCCUGACUCUGUACCUGAGCAGGUGUGUUGAGCAUCCAGGUGAACGGCUGCAGACGGAGUUCAGCUUCGUCCUCAUCGCUCUGCUCAGAGACUUCAUCUCUGCUCUCAGGUGCCACGACGCCUCCUUCAAAGCUGAGGUUUGGUGGAACCCAGAGAAGCUGGACACCAACACCUGCUGCUACCUGGGGCUGAUGUGCCGCCUCUUCAGCAUCUUCGUGAGCGGCGCCGCGGACGGGCCGGCAUCUGGGAGCUUCAGAGAUCUGAUGAAGCUGCUGGUCCAGGUGCACCUGCCUGAGCCGGUGAUGCUCUUCAGGUUCCUGUGCCUGCUGUGGGGAUACGGCGGUAACCACGGCGACCAGCUGGACGUGAAGCUGAGCGCCGUCCUCCAGACUCAGGCUCUGUACAUGGGCCGAGCUCUGCUGGGCGUCCAACCCGCCGCCACGCUGGAGCAGCUGGCCUCCGCCCACUCGCCAGUGGUCCCGUCCCUGCUGUGCUGCCUCAGCUCUCCGGUGCGUGAGGUGCGUAGGGCCGCCCUCGCCGCCCUGCACAGCCUAUCAGGAGCCAGCGCCUCCCCCUUCCAGCCAAUCACAGAGAAGCUGCUGAGGACGUCGGAGGAGAUCGUCGCCGACCCGUCGUACCUGAGCACGGCUCUGGGUGUUUUCCACGACGAAGCGAAUCAGCAGAAGAAGAAGAAGCUGCAGACGUCGAUGCAGCAGCUGCUGCAGAGCGUCCAGACGCCAUGUUGUCCAUCGUACAGCGCCGCCGCCCUGAUGAGAGCGCUGAGCCUCGUCCGUGGUCGGUCCGUCCUCUCCGCCCUCCUCCCCGUCCUGGACCGGCUCCUGGAGCAGAGCGGCCCCGACACCCCGGCUCUGCUGCGGGACGAGGCCCAGCUCAUGAGGCUGGUCCUGGGGAAGUACGACGAGGAGUCGGCCCCCCUGCUGGUCCAGGACCAGACCUGCCUGGACCUGUUCGUCAGGGCCCUGAGGACGUCGACCCGGCAGCAUCCCGACAUCCCCAGCUGUCAGAUCAUGGCUCUGGAGCAGAUCACGAAGCCGUUCUUCUCGGCGCUCGGAGACGAGAAGAUUCAGCAGAAGCUGCUGUCGCUGAUGUUCGACCUGCUGGUGGAAAGCAGGAAUCCUCUGGUGGCCAACACCAUCAGCAGCGUCUUCAAAGCGAUUGCCAUCGACGCUCAGCUGGUCGCCAACGAACUCGCACCUCCAGAAAAACCCAAAGUCUUGGUGACGGUGCAGCAAACUCGCCGAAGCAAAAUGGCACAAAGGAAACCUCAGGACAGUGGCAACGCGUGUCCAGAGGGGGGCGCUGUGUCCUGGCAGAGAGUCACUCUGAUCCUGGAGCUGCUGCAGCACAAGAAGAAGCUGAAGAGAGCCCAGAUGUUGGUGCCGGUUCUUUUCUCUCUACUCGCCAGGAGUCUGGAUCCUAGUUCAGGAGAACACACCAACAUGGAGUACACCAAGCAGCUGCUGCUCAGCUGUCUGCUCAACAUCUGCCACCGGCUGUCACCUGACGGAGGACCAGUGGCUGCAGACGUCCUGGAUGAAGAUAAGUUCAGUGUGGAGUUGGUGGUUCAGUGCAUCAGAGCGUCAGAGAUGCCUCAGACUCACCACCACGCUCUGCUGCUCCUCGGCACCGUCGCCUCCAUCUUCCCUGAGAAAGUGCUUCACAACAUCAUGCCCAUCUUCACCUUCAUGGGAGCAAACAUCAUGCGUCUGGACGACUCCUACAGCUUCCGGGUCAUCGACAAGACGGUUCAGAUGGUCAUACCUGCCCUGAUCAAGGCCCACCAGCUCUCGGACGGCGGCUCUUCUUCUCACGUGGUCGCCGUGGUGACGAGGAUCGUGCACGUGUUCGCCGACGCUCUGCCUCACGUGCCCGACCACCGCCGGCUUCCCGUCCUCGGUCAGCUGAUGACCACGCUGGGCCCCGCCCACUUCCUCUGGAUCCUCAUGCUCAUCCUGUUCAAGCUUCACGCCACGCAGACGUCCGGCUCCGCCAGCGAGAAGGAUGCAGCUCUGGACAAAGACGUGGACUUCUGGGUUUCUCUGUGCUGCCAGUUCGACGUUAGUGACCAGCUCACCUCCAUCAUCAACAUCAUGAACUUCCUGCUGCAGCUGCCGGACGACAAAGACGACGCUCCAGUGAAGCGAAGCGUCGGCCGACGAGGACAGAAGAAGAAGAAGGAGGAUGAGGAGGAGGAGGAGGAGAAGCUGAUCUUCGACGUGGAGGCUCACAGCAGCAAAGAGCUGCGACACUUUAAGUUCCUGUCGGUCUCGUUCGUGGCUCAGCUGCUCGGUUCGGCCAGUUUCAUCUCAAAGGUUGCAGACGGCGGCGACAGUGAUGACGUUUCUCUUCAGCCGCUGCAGCAGAGGCUGCUGGAGGAGAUCCUGCGCUACAUCCACAAUGUGGCCCGUUGUGUGGAGGCCAACGCUGAAAAACCCACGGCCAAGUUCUGGAGAGUUCUGCUCAACAAGUCCUACGACGUCCUGGAUAAGGUGAACGCGCUGUUGCCCACGGACACGUUCAUCACGGUGAUGAGGGGGCUGAUGGGUAAUCAGCUGGCGUCGGUGAGGAGAAAGGCCAUGGAGCUGUUAAACAACAAACUGCUGCACAGGACGCACUGGGACGAGGAGCAGGUCACCGUGCUCUUGCAGCUAACCGGCGACCUGCUGAGCAUCGUGGGUAAAUGCCGCGGCAAGGUGACGGAGGAGGAGGCGGAGCAGGCCAUCAACCGACAGACGGCGCUCUACAGCCUCAAGCUGCUGUGCCGCAGCUUUGGCUCCGCCCACCAGGAGGCGUUUGUGCCGGUGCUGCUGCAGACGGUGGAGAUCGUGUCGACGCCGGCGGAGGAGAAGAACGUGAUGGGCAGCGCCCUGAUCUGCAUCGCCGAGGUGGUGGGGACGCUGAAGACGCUCGCCAUCCCUCAGCUACCACGGCUGAUGCCCGCGGUGCUGCAGACGCUCUCUGACAGGAAGGAGCUGUUGACCAAUGAGAUCUACCUGCUGAGCGCCGUCACCGCGCUGCAGAGAGUCGCCGAGACGCUGCCGCACUUCAUCAGCCCGUACCUGCAGGACACCGCGGCCCAGGUGUGUCGGCUCACGCGGCUGGUAGAGACCUCCUCCUCCUCCUCCUCCUCCUCCUCCUCCUCCUCCUCCUCCAACCAGCUCUCCCUACGUCUGGCCUCCCUGAGGAGCACCUUAGCCACCAAGCUGCCCCCCAGGGUCCUACUGCCCACCCUCACCAGGUGCUACAGCAACAUGGUCGUCAAUAAGAAGGACCAGCUGGGGGCGCUGAUGAGCAUCCUGAAGGAUCACAUCAGUCACAUGGAGAAGGAGCAGCUGAGCGUCCACCAAUCAGAGCUCACCUCCUUCUUCCUCACGGCGCUGGACUUCCGGUCCGAACACGGCCAGGGCGACCUGGAGAGGACGGCGCAGAUCGAGGGCGGAGUCAUCGAGUGUCUCAUCGCCAUGGUGAUGAAGCUGUCGGAGGUCACGUUCAGGCCGCUCUUCUUCAAGCUGUUGGACUGGAGCAAAUCCGACAGUAAAGAUCGUCUCCUGACCUUCUACCGUCUCUCCGACCGGAUCGCUGAGCGUCUCAAAGGACUGUUCGUCCUCUUCGCUGGAAACCUGGUGAAACCCGUCUCUGACCUGCUGAGACAAACCAGCUCCAGCUCAGACGUCGUCCUGUUGGACAGUGAGGAGAAGACGUGUCUCCUGCUUGGUUUCGUCCUGGACUGUCUCCAGAAGAUCUUCCUGUACGACUCCCAGCGUUUCCUGAGCGCAGAGCGAGCGGACGCCCUCCUCACGCCGCUGGUCGACCAGCUGGAGAACCUGAUGGGAGGGGACCAGGUCUACCAGGAGAGGGUGACCCAGCACCUGGUUCCCUGCGUGGGUCAGUUCUCGGUGGGACUGGCCGAGGACUCGCUCUGGAAAACCCUCAACUACCAGAUCCUCCUGAAGACCAGACACCCCAACGCCAAGGUGCGUUUCUCGGCUCUGCUCGUGUUGGUGGAAGUGGCGUCGAAGCUGAAGGAAAACUACAUGGUGCUGCUUCCAGAAACGAUCCCGUUCCUGGCGGAGCUGAUGGAGGAUGAGUGUGAGGAGGUGGAGCAGCAGGUCCAGAAGGUGGUGCAGGAGAUGGAGAACAUCCUGGGAGAACCGCUGCAGAGCUACUUCUGAUCCAGACCCGAUCCAGACCCGAUCCAGACCCGAUCCAGACCAGAUCCAGACCCGAUCCAGACCAGAUCCAGAUCCUUCAGGACACGUUUGUAGUAAAAUACAUAAAAUACAAUAAAAAUAAAUAAAUGCUGAA